GAAAACAUGACUUUUAAGGUUAGAAAAUUACAGACUAAUAAGGAAGCCAUUUUAAUACAGAAAUAUGGGCUUAAUGAAAAGUAUAUAUAAAAGGUAUUUUUAAUCUGUAAAACGAGAUGCAUCUAUAUAAUAGAAGUACAGGAGUAUAUGAAUGCAUUGUUUUUAUGUUUUUAGUUAGAAAAUUAACUAAACAACAUCCAGGCUUCACUUGAAGAUCAAGACAUGUUUUUCAUUGAAAUAUGAGUGUUCCAAUUUCCUCAGAAAAUGUGGAGCAACAGAAGGGGGAAUAGGCUAGAAAAAUUACUUAUUCCCUAUUUGAGUCAUAAAUGAAUCAGAAUAAUGCAAACAGUAUCAUGAACACAACACAAAUCUGUCAGAACUGUUCUCUAUACUUGACGCAUUUCUCGCGUAGCUUCUGCUGCUUCUCUCAUUUUUUUUACCUCCUUGAGCACAUGAAAUAUUUCCAGAUCCCAACGUGAUCCCUGUAAAUAUAACCAUCCCCCUUGUUAGUCCAUUAGUCCUGGGAUGGGUGAGGUUGACGCGUCAUUGUAAGGAAUCAAAGGGGGAUGGGACACAUUUGAGCUCAACACCUCAGUCCAGCCUCCGGUAUCCAGUGACUGCUGAAACUGAUUUUACAAAAAGGGGUGUAGGGGGAGAAGGGAGGAUGACUCCCCCAAUUUUCCUCCGUGACCGCUCCGCGGAGGGCGGGACUACUCGGAUGGGUUUGACAGCUGCAAGCCAAAAAAUGUGCAACGCACAGAAGAUCGGAGGAACCAUGCCGCUGCUCCAAGAUAACCGCCCUAUCAUGAGGAAGGGGAUGGAGUUUGACCCUCUGUAGUUUGCGUUUGCCCUCUUAAAUUUGGGCCAACCCGAGAUCAGAAAACAGCAGAAAAUACACAGUUUGAUUUUCCUGCGCGUUAUAGCGAUUUCUUUUGGGGGGUGGGGGGUGGAGAUGCAGCGUGCGCUAUCGUUUCCAGCAGCCGUGGAGCGCAGUCGGACCAAGGAGCGCUUGGAGGCGAGUCUGGCAGGGCUGUGUGAGCUGGAAUUCCGCAGGCAGAGGCAGGAGUGUCUGGUGCUGGGAGCUCUGGCUCUUGGAGAGCCUCUGGGCCAGGAUGGCUCAAGAGGAGAGCUGGAAUGCUUCAACAGCUGGGGCCAGGAAAACUUGACGCUGAGGCGUCAGCUGAGUGCUCUCCACAGUUCUCCGUGGGGCCUUAUGCAGGCACUGGAACAGCAGGUGGGAGAUCUGAAGAUUGACAUCGAUGACAGCUGCUGUGAGGGAGCUCAAGGAGAAACCGGUGACAGUCGGCCGAGUUCUGGUUUCUAUGAUUCAAAUGAGGGUCAGUCACCAAAAGGAAAAUCUUCCUCUGCUGAGCCCACUGAGCGUGUCUCCCCCUGGACGUACACCAAUGACAGGCCUAAGUCUCUAGGAGACAACUUCAUGCUGAAUGGGGAGUUUGAUGUACCAGUUAUUCGCCCCAACCUUCCUCGUUCUUUCUCUGCACCUCAUCCACCACUGGAGGGCAUUGUAGAGGAGGGAUCAGUUGGGGGCUCUUGGUGGUGGAACCCCAGCAAUGCCAGCCACACCUGGCAGCAGCAGCCUGCCGAGGAUAAAAUCACAGAGGAUGACCACCAACAGGCUUUCAGAGUGGAGGGUUACAUCUUGAGUCUCAUCCAGCGUUACGCUCUCCUACCUCGGCCAUGUCAGCCUCGCACCACCCUGACCCCUGACCCCCCAUACUGCGGUGCUUCCGGACACAGUUCCCAACACAGAAGAACUCCCUCUCUAAGCACAGAGCAACGCCUUCCUGACCCCCAUCCUCAGCCCCAUGUUGACCUAUCAGCAAACCUUAAGAGUCAGGAAUGGGGUUGUGACCUGCCGGAGGGGGAGGCCUGCAGUGCAGAGGCCGCAUCUUUUGAGGAGGGUUGUUAUUUGCCUCUCUCCUACCCCCAGCCUAGAUCAAACCCAAUGACAGGGAGACUACCAUCACCUCUGUCCUCAUUUGAGCCAAACUGUGGCGUUGGGAAUCUUGACCUUUGCUGUGAAUCCCCAUCCUCCCAACAAAACCUUCAUCCACAACCCUCUGUUUAUCAAGUACACAAUUUAGUAAGUGCUCAGUUUAUUCCAGGACAAGCCUGUCAUGCUCCUGUACGGUCCCCCAGACACUACAAACCUGAACAGUCAAAGGCCAACCGAGCUGCCGCCUCUCCCGAUCAGCCCAACUCAAAGUCCAGAGCUCCUAAAAAAGGUCACAAUGAUCGACAAAAAUCCAAGAAGGCACACAACAAAACCAACCGAUCCCCGUCUGAAAACAAUCUACCAGGACAGAGGAUGGUUCCUGACAGGAGGUACAGCACCACAGAAAGGCGCCUGGGACGCAACAAUCCUGUCCAGAACCAAAGCCAAAUCAGUGCUCCCCAAAUAGCCAACAAGGGCCACAGUGGAAAUCGGCGCUGGUGCUCCAACCUGGAGCUCAGCCAGGAUGAGAGUGAGAUCCAGAAUCCAGCGCAGGUGCACAAACGAUCGUCUCGAAAAGUUCGUCACGGUCACACUUGCUCCCAGUCCCAUUCCCACCAACAGCCCGCCCAGCGAUGGCACCAGGACUCUCAGGCCCGAGCUCCCCUCUGUCAGAGUGAGGAAGGUUACGCCAGAGCCGCCCCCGUAGAAUCUGAGUCCAGCAUGAGCGAGGUGUACUCCCCGCCUUCCAGCUCGCUGUCCAGCGAUUCGGAUGAAAGCGGUGGGCUUGUGUGGCCUCAGCAACUACCACCUCGCCUUGCUUCUACCUCGUCCUCAUCGUCUGCAUCGCCACAAGCUUCUGCCAGUGCCGCGACUCAGCCCAAAGCCUUUGUCAAGAUCAAAGCCUCCCAUGCUCUCAAAAAGAAGAUUCUCAGAUUCCGCACAGGGUCUCUUAAAGUCAUGACCACUGUUUAAGUCAAAAUCUGUUUUAAACCUAUACAACCUUUACCAUUAAGAUAUAAAACAAUUCUGAGCAGCUUCAUGGCUGCACCUUUCGGUCACAAAUCCUACACUAAAUAAUAAACCAUUCUAUUAAGAUUAAACAUAGCUCUACUGUGUCCUUGAUGAGAUGCAUUCAUGAAAAUGAUUAAAAAUGUAGAUCGACGUCUUCUUUCUGUCUGGUUGAAAUUAUGUCCCACUCGACAACCAUCAGAUACUAGAAUGAUGGGCACCAUUCUGUUCUCAUUGCUUCAUGUUACACUGUGAUAACAGACGGCCAAAAAAUUAGGCGACUGGCUUUGUUUUUUUUUGUUUAUUUGUUAUUGCCAUUUAAGUUAAUUACUUAAAUCUGUUUUGUUCAUGAAAUCACUAUCUGCAACAGGAACACAUGGAAUCCCAACUCUUAGAGGAUGUUCAGUCAGUUGCUUUACUUUGUGGCUAAAAACAAUAAUAAGAAAUUACACAUAUGACACAAAGGCAAUUUAAUAAUUAUCACAUAACAUUCUGGCUUUGUAAAAUCAAUGACAUUUUUUGUAGCGCAAGUAGAUAAAAAAUUGUUGGAAUCAUAACCCAGAAAAAUAUUAUAUGGAUCUCACUGAAGAAAACCAAUAUUUUUCAUUAAUUAUGUUCUAAUGUCCUUGUAUGAAAGGUGACAAAUCAGCUUUCAAACCGGAGUGCAAUAUGAAUGUUUUGCCGGUAGUGUCAGUAAGUUUAUCUGCCUUUCCUAAAAAUAGUUUCAACCCUGUUUGCCCCGUUACUGGACACAGAGCCAUACAUCAUUUUUGACUGUGGAAAUGUGCAUGUUUUCUUCUGGCUGUGAUCUUUAUUAGGUUAGGCAUGAUUAAUUUUGUUAGGUGCCCUUUAUUGGAAUGACACCAAACAAAAUUCACCCUCUCCUUGUGCAAAACACAUUCAGUUCACUGGAUCCCACUUUAAUUAAAUCAUCUGCACUCCAUGACUGCUUCUUUUUUAGCCUACUAGAACCUUGUUUCUUCUAAUUUCGUGAUGAUGGUUCUAGUUUUGCAUUUUAUUAUAAAUCAAAAUAUUUCAGCUGAAUUCUUAUGGUGUGCUCCUUUUUUGUCAUUGUGCAUUUUCUUUUUUCAACUCAUUUGGCCUCGAGUUUCAUGUCCUGCUGCUUUCAUGUCCUCCUUGGUCUACCUUGAUGUUUUUCUUUUACGACCUUCACAUUUUGCUUUAACUUGCUCCAGAUUUUAGACAUUACUGAGGAUAAGCAACUUACGUUUUUUGCCACACUCUGUUGAUUUACUUUUGAAGGAGUUGUAUGGCACUUUCUGUUUAGUCAGUUGACAUCUUACUUGGGGCAGUGUUUCCUUCAAUCUACCAGAUUCAACCAGGGGUACACCGUGGACAGAGCAUCGAUCCAUCACAGGGACAACAUAUGAGACAUGAAGAUAUUAACUCACACACUUAGACCUUAGAGCAAUAUACUCUUUGGUUCACCUAAAAUGCAUGAUUUUAAACUUUAGAAUGAAACUCGAGUACCCAGAGAGAACCUAUGCAUACAUACAGAGAGAACGUCCAAACUCAAUACAGAGAGUCUCUAGGCCAGAAGGGUUUGAACCCAGAACCUCCUUGCUAUACAAUGACUGUACUUACUUACUUGGCACCCUAUUUUUAGCAUGUUGGUAAUCAUAAUAAAGACAAAUAUAUUCUUUGGUGAAUAUUGUUGGCUAGAUUUACCUAAAUAUUAUUUUAGAAGGUAAUUGUUUUAUAUUUUGGGAACUUUCGAAUGUCGCCUCUGCAGCAGCUCAAAGUCUGUCCAUGUUCUAGCAGUUUAUUAGAAAUAUUUACCUGAGAAAGAAUACUCAUCUAUAUUUUCCCACAAAUCAGCAUAUUGCACUGCUCUUUUUGGGAGAUUCAUUUGAACACUUUACUCUUCUAAUUGGCAUCAAAUCCCAAAUUAAGACAUUUAUUGAAAGUGAUCAACACAAGGCUUUAUCAGCCCAAUAUUUUGUCUUUGCUCCAAAGAUGCAUCAACAUUUACUGGCUAAUGUUGAAACUCUGAACAGGAACUAAAUGCAUCACACUUUAUUGUAACUGUCCCUGUCUUCAAUGCUGCAUCUAUGUGGAUUAACUCAUACAUGUACUAAUAUGUACCGUUUGCUACGGCUUCUCAACUCCAAUAAGCACCAAUGAACUGGCAUCUGUGAGUCACAGGGUCCAGUAGAGGCUAUGUCACUGUAUCAGUAUACAUUCAUGUAUGUGUUUAAAGUAUGUUUCAGUGCACAAUAAAAAACAGGAAAACACCUUUGUAUAUAUGUUGGUUUUUGUAUACAUCAUCACAUGGCCUUGUUUGCAAUGAAUGUACUAUGUAAAUUGUACUUUUGUCUCAACUUGGUACCUUUUAUGUACACUUUUGUGGAUUUUUCUGACUUUUUAUGAUGCAAUAAAUGAUUCAAAAAUUACCAUUUCAA
Girardinichthys multiradiatus is the source of this 5388-nucleotide messenger RNA. RefSeq names its product dapper homolog 1-like. Gene Ontology annotation, cellular component: cytoplasm. The transcript is spliced from 4 exons. The record is from RefSeq and is a predicted model, not a curated record. NCBI's taxonomy places the organism in Eukaryota, Metazoa, Chordata, Actinopteri, Cyprinodontiformes, Goodeidae. The coding region runs from base 953 to 2929 and encodes 658 amino acids. Gene Ontology annotation, biological process: negative regulation of canonical Wnt signaling pathway.